AUGCCAGGUGGAAAGAAAGGACCAACCGCGGCAGGUCCGCCACGCAGAGAUGUGCUGGCCUCGCUACGCAUGGCCUCAAUGGAAGACAUCUCCCGAGCUGCGCUUCCGGCAGAAAUCGUGUCUUCUAUUCUUGACCACGUCGGUCCCGUCGAUUUGAUACGCGCAGCGCGGUCCUGCAAGCUUAUGCACGAGAUGGCCUAUGAUGACACCCGCUGGGUACACAAACUGAAACGAAUCGGAUGCUGGGACGAAGUCGACGCCAGAAAACAUGCCGAGCAUGUCUUUGGAACAGUCGCUAACAAGCAGGUCGUCGAGCAGCAAGAAGAGGGUGGUGGCAACGGAACGAUACCUGCGAUUAUCAUUGAAGACGAUGCCAGCAAUAUGAACAGCCUGUCUGAUGGAUUUGAUAAGAUUGAGUUGGUAAAUACGACGUCGCAGACUGACAUGUUGGAAGGCCUGAUGGAUGAUCCUACCCUGACAGUGCUGAAGCAGGCCAGGUCAAUCCGGGGUGAGGCUCGUCAGGAAUACGGCAAGAUUCAUGCUGCAUUGUCGCCUUUCUACGAAGACAUUGCACGGCGUGGGCCGUCGUCUGACAACCUGGUUUUCACCAAAUAUAAAGAUCCCCAGGCCCAAGCGCAGAUUCUCGCGCAAUUACUGGCAUUUUCUAAAUGCGAUAUGACAGAAGGAUGGGAUGAAAGGCUGGAAAAUCUGCAGGGUACAAUGUCCAUGUUUGAGACUGCCGCCUUGAAUGAGUUCCGCCAAGGAUAUGAAACAGACGACAUUGAUGGGAACAUGCGAAAAUAUGCCCACAUCUUGUGGACACUCAAUGGAGGACAAUCUGCCGUGGACCUCUUCAUCCAUCAUAAUCACCUGAUGACCCGAAAGUCCGAGUUUGGAAGCGUCUCUGACUGCAUUGAUGGAUUGUCUGGUCAGAUAAAAAUGGAGCACACGCAGGCUUUCUUCACACGCCUCAGUGUUGCUUUCAACGAGCAGAUAUCCAUAAUGAACCGCGUCUUCCCCCCAUCGUUGGAUGUGACAUCAACUUUCAUGGAAAAGGUCGGGCAAGAUGUGCUUUUUCCUUUCCUCACAGCCAUCUUCGACGAGUUGCACCGUGUCAGUAUCGAGUCAUAUCUGACUGCGAUAUCAAUGACAUUCGUUCAGUGCAUGAAUCUCUCUGAAGCUUUGCUUCCUACAAGAAGCUCCGAAACCAAGUUCGAUGAAUAUCUUGAUAAUGUCGUGAUCAAGAUUUAUGAGCCGCAUAUUGAUCUGUAUCUGGCAGAAGAGCUGGAUUAUUUCAAGAAAAACUGCGAGGCCACAGUCUCUGAAUGGGACCGGCAGCUCUCUGAACAAGCGGCAUCAACCGAGUCCUUUUUGAUGUCGAACAUCAACCGUCAGGCCGAUAAACGAGAUUUCCUCACUUCUUUCAAGAAAGUGAUCAUGAUGCCUGUCAAUAUCCUGCCUAGUUUCUCGAGCGCAAAAACAAACGAAGAGCCGAAACCCGACACAGAGAACAGUGACAGCCCUGUGGCGCCGAAGAGUCCAAGUCGAUUCUCGACAAUAUCAUCACCCGCCCCGGUGGUUGUUGAAGAAGUCCCUACCACAGAACUGGCAGCCAAGGCGGCUAUCAUGAAGUCAAAAAUGGAGGGUAUCCGCUCAUUGUUCAGCAUUGAAAUUGCUCUUGGCCUAGUCCAUUCGGCCAAAUCAAGCCUAGAAAGAGCCGCUCAAUUUGUACGGCUUGGCGGCGAGUUUGGAGUGGCAGCUAAGCGACAGUGCCAGGCAAUCUUUGUGAAUUUGCUCCGCAUCUUGGGACACCGACACGUCAUCGUCGGCUUCGACAAAGCAGUCAGCCAUCUCUCCAACUACCGACCCCGCGAACAAGGGGAACGAGACCAAUCCGGAGUCGAGCCUCUCGUGACAUUCUUGGAGCUGGUCAACGUCGGUGACCUCAUCUUGCAGAUGAUGGAUGUAUUCUACGAGCAGGAGUUGAUCGGUACCAGACUUACCGAUCGAAACGACUUCCUAGAUCCAGCCGUAAAAGAGAAGAAGAAGUUCGAACAGAUGCUCGACGAACGGGUCGCGGCUGGCCUGAACAAGGGUAUUGACGUCCUCAUGGAAGAAGUGGACUACAUCUUGGCAACAAGGCAACUAGCCACCGAUUUCAAUCCCGGUGUUUCCGCCGACCCACACCGACAGACCAUGGACGUCGGCAUCAGUGAAGUCGCUGCGGCAGUAGUAGACGUAGUAUCAUCGCAUACGCAGAUGCUCGUGGGAAGCACCGACAAGAGCACACUAGACGUGUUUAACCAAGAAGUCGGACUCCGCCUCUUUACAGCUCUCUGUAAACACCUCAAGCGACAGCGCAUCAGUGUAGAGGGCUCACUGAAGCUGAUCAGCGACAUGAACCAUUACUUCAAGUAUAUCCAGACCCUGAAAAACAACGAGCUCCUGCUCUAUUUCACGGCGUUCCGUGAACUUGUACAGAUUUACCUGGUUGAUCCAGGUCACGCCAAAGAACUGGCCACUCUCAUCGCUGAUGCUGAGCGGUUCCAUGGAAUCUGGCGCGUGGAGGAGGUUUAUGAAUUCGCGGAGCGCCGGGCCGAUUGGUAUCAGGUCAAGAGGGAUGUGGAACGAGCCAUGUAUGGCAUUGGGUGCAAUGUGAUGUAG
Messenger RNA from Penicillium canescens, 2664 nucleotides. RefSeq lists its product as uncharacterized. Gene Ontology annotation, biological process: Golgi to plasma membrane transport; exocytosis. The transcript is spliced from 3 exons. Gene Ontology annotation, cellular component: cytoplasm; exocyst. The record is from RefSeq and is a predicted model, not a curated record. NCBI's taxonomy places the organism in Eukaryota, Fungi, Ascomycota, Eurotiomycetes, Eurotiales, Aspergillaceae. Bases 1 to 2664 code for a protein of 887 amino acids. Gene Ontology annotation, molecular function: protein binding.